AUGGACGAGAUCAGCGCUUUUCUGUCGUGGAUCGUGAUGGGCAAUUUUCUGUGGAUUUUCAUAGGAACCACCACAUUUUGCGGCCUGCUAAUCUACGUUGGAAAUACGUUCACCGACGGCAAGAUCAACAAGAAGUUCUUGCAGAAACUCAUUACUUUCGAUAACAAACUCAAUGUGGACAUCAACAGCGACGAUUUCAAGGCCUCCUGGGAGGACGGCGCGAUCAAGUUGCAGAAUCUCGUUGUUGGAUUUGGCCCCAACGAACAUCUACACUACAGCGUCAAGAUUGACACUGUGACUGUGACGCUGUCGCUCGGGAAAUGGCUGGACGGCAAGGGACUCAUCAAAGAUGUAGAUUUGACCGGCGUGGUUGGCUCUGCACACAUGGACGAGCAUUAUCAGGAGGUCAUGGACGAGUCGUUUUCCGCAAAAUACGAAUUUGAGCACUUUCAGAUAAACAAUCUCAAGCUGGUGGUGAGGCGCAAAAAUUGUCCUCCGUUGGAGGUGGAGAUAUUCAACUGCAAGCUUCCAAGAUUGCGGCGCAACUGGAUCACGUACGACUUUAUCAACGCGGAUGCAUUUUCGGGAUCGAUCAAUGGGUCAUUGAUCACGCUCCACAAACGCCAAAAUCAGUUUGCCGAGUUCUCUGCUCUGGACCAUACGGAGGACACGAACCCGUGGAAGAAAAUCACCCGGCUGCGUAUUGACCAGCUGGACCUUGCGCGGGUGACCGGCCCGGUUUCGAAGCUAAACUGGCUCCGCUCGGGCUCGGUCGAGCUGACAGUCGACAUUAUGCUUCCUACAGAAGACGACUCGGAAAGUAUUAAGGAACUGUUGCUGCAGGGCAACGAGACCACCGAGGAAAACAAGUACGUUGUGAUGGACUUCAAGGUGAACUUUCACGAUCUGCAUGCUAGGGUGCCCGCAAAAAUGCCCUGUUCGUCCUUGACCAAUGCUCCAUAUAUUUCAGAAGCAGAUUUACGCAGCCUGAUCACGUUUAUUAAUGACAAACGUUUUGGCUUAGCCAUGCGCACGGCUGAAACGUGGGACAUCGACGAGAAUCCUUUUGACGGGUCAGAUCUUGCUACAGAGCCCGACGAGGGCAAAUCGGUGGACCCACGUGUUCCCCCGAUAAAAUUCCGUCUGGUGCACAACCUGGCCAAUUUUGAGCUCGUGGACAUGGUUGCCUGCUUGGGACUGCACACCGACCCGCCGCGGGAUCUGAGCGGGGUACAAAAGCAAAGUUUCGACAACACCAACAAGCUUAUUGAUGCGGCCAUGACAGAGAUGCUCGGGUUGCUGAUGCUGUACAAGGAGGAGCUGCAACAGCGGCUGAUCGAGGCUUACUCGAAACGGACGAAUUUUGAGAUAUUCUUCAACAAUUUCAUCCUCGGCAACCUGAUCCUGGUCGGGCUUGGCAGUUUUGUGAUUUAG
Molecule: messenger RNA, 1434 nt
Organism: Ogataea parapolymorpha DL-1
Lineage: Eukaryota; Fungi; Ascomycota; Pichiomycetes; Pichiales; Pichiaceae
Exons: 1
Coding region: 1-1434 (477 amino acids)
Biological process (GO): mitochondrion inheritance
Cellular component (GO): mitochondrial inner membrane
Source: RefSeq, a predicted model, not a curated record